AAGCACCUAACUUCAGAGCAAACAUUCCAUUUUGUUUCAAUCCGUGGAUUUUAUUUCAAGUUCACGACACGGUGUAAUUCUGACUCGACGCACGAAUAUAUUGUUGUCGUACCGAUCGCGAGUGAAAGGAGUUCGAGCAGCAUGACUACUGUGUGAAACUGUUGAUAUUGAAAAGAUUGUGAAGUCCUUGUAUUCUUUUAUUUUGAUACGUGUGUUUAUAAGUUGUGAAAAAUGGUUCAGGAGUUUGUGGCUCCAACGAGGGUACAUAAGUAUCCCUUCGAGAUGGUGAUGGCCGCAUAUGAGAGGCGGUUCCCCAGCUGCCCCCAGAUCCCGGUGGUGGUGGAAUGCGCUAUUACAGAGGACAGCUGGUCAGCAGACGACUCCGUGAGACUGACUACAAGGCGGUGUCAGCUCAACGUGGAAGCUCCUUAUCUUCUUAAAAAAAUGAUUGGCGUUGACUAUAUCUACUUCAUCCAGAAGAACAAUUUGGACCUUAAGAAAAGGGUCUUGGAGAUCGAAGCCACCAACGAGACCUUCGCCUCCAGGGUCGGAGUUGUCGAGAAAUGUAAAUACUAUGUGUGCCCAGACAACCCAGACUGGACGUGCUUCGAGCAGAGCGCUCUACUGGAUGUGAAGAACUUCUUCGGCCUCGAGAACACUGUGGAGAAGAUCGCCAUGAAGCAGUAUGCCUCCAAUAUUGCCAAGGGCAAGGAGCUGAUCGACGUAUUCAUGAAGGAGGUCCACAACGAGGGUGUGACCAAGCUCAAGCCCUGGAAGAAGAAUGACAUCGCUUACAACCGGGAGCUCCGCCAGGCGGUGACCAGGGGAACCGAACCGCUGUCCCCCAGGCUGUCUAUUAGUGAUCUCAGGAAAUAUUCCGACUCAGAACAAUACACGAUGGACAGCGAGUAUAUCAAGCGGCACCUGGGCGAGCUGAGCCCGGUGCAGGAGUCGCGCCUGCUGCAGCUGCGCAAGUGGAUCAAUGACCUGCAGAAGGGCAAGGUCCCAAGCGACACAACCCUCCUCCGUUUCCUCCGCGCUCGAGACUUCAACGUGGAGAAGGCCAGAGAGAUGCUCUCCCAGUCUCUGCUGUGGCGUAAGAAGCACCAGGUGGACCGCAUCCUCUCGGAGUACGAGACUCCUGACGUUGUGAAGCAGUACUUCCCUGGAGGCUGGCAUCAUCAUGACAAAGACGGACGUCCGCUGUACAUUCUGCGAUUGGGACAGAUGGACGUGAAGGGACUACUCAAGUCUAUCGGAGAAGAUGGCCUCUUGAAGUUGACACUUCACGUAUGCGAGGAAGGUCUAAAACUUCUAGAAGAGGCGAGCCGCUCGUCCAACAGCGCCGUCCUGUCGUGGUGCCUGCUGGUGGACCUCGACGGGCUGAACAUGCGCCACCUCUGGCGGCCAGGAGUGCGGGCGCUGCUGAGGAUCAUCCAGAUCGUGGAGGCUAACUACCCGGAGACCAUGGGCAGGGUGCUCAUCGUGAGGGCGCCGAGAGUCUUCCCUAUAUUGUGGACUAUUGUUAGCACUUUUAUUGACGAGAACACCCGCAGCAAGUUCUUAUUCUACGGUGGCAAGGACUACCUGCAGCCAGGAGGUCUGCUUGACUACAUACCCAAGGAUCUCAUCCCUGACUUCCUUGGAGGACCAUGCAAGAGCUUCGUGCACGAAGGUGGACUGGUGCCGAAGAGUUUGUACGUGAGUGGAGCGUUCACUGAGCGGGAGGGAGAUCCUCUUAGUGAGGACAGCAUCUAUAGAUCUGUUAGCUUGGGGAAGGGACAGGUACAUGAAGUGAUAGUACCGAACCGCGACCCUCAAAGUGUGCUGACGUGGGACUUCGACGUGCUGCGCCACGACAUCGCCUUCACGGUGUACCGCAGUGACCACGAGCUCUCCCAUCCACCGGCUGAUCCCUCAGCGCUGUGCGUAGGUGGCGGCGACGAGGCGCGCUCGGUGCUGGACCAGAAGGGCUGGCGUGAGGGAGAGCACUUCCACCGCGUUGAGCCGACCCUCGUCUGCCAUGAUGGGGAGAGCAUACAGGGCUCGCACGUGAUGCUGGAGUGCGGCAGCUACGUGCUGCAGUGGCGCUGCGACGCUCCCGACAGCGCACACCGCGCCGCGCAGCUCAUGUACUUCCACGAGACCCUCACCAGUCACCACUACAAAGGAUCAAUGUCCAGCCUGCAAUCCGGCACGAGUGGUUUCUCCUGCCUCAGCGGCAAGUCCGUAGCCAGUAGCUGUCCCUCCCGGUGAUGCGAACUCCCAGCGACGCACGCGCCGCUCCUCACCGACCUAAACCAGCUUUAACCGGUUAAAAGUGAACCUUGCGAACAGAGGUAAAAAAAAGGUAACAAGUUAUUUUGUUGUUCACUUAUGAGUAAAAAAGUGAGGGGUGGUAAAUGACCACCUAAGUGAGUGAAUUGACUAACCUUUCACAGGUUUAGUGUUAGAUUUAGUAACAAAACGUUACAUUAUAUUUAGUUCAAAGUUAUUUCUUAUAAUAACUGUCGGAUUUGAUAUAGUUACGAACCAUGCAACUGAAUUGUUGUAAAAUAGUUUUUAAUGUUUAAUUUUAAUUGUAAUGCAAUUAUUAAAGGGGUUACGAUGGUAAUAAAAUACAAGAUUUUGAAUCGUUAUUUUUAUUUCAGUUUUACAUAAUUGGUUUGACAACCGUCAAAUGUGCGGGCAUUUCCUAUAUGUCGAUAGUUCUAGAAUUUUCUGUAUGUAUCUUAGAACUAUAUAACAUCUAUCAUCAGUUUUCUCCUAAAUAUUACCAUUAUCAACAUUGUCCAGUUAUUGUGUAGUAAUGCCCUUACAAUAAAUACAUUAAAAUAAAGUAUGUCACGAUCUCAUUGCGUCCUUGGAUAUCCACGUAAUGGAUGUAUGUUCAUAAACGGCUUUAUAUAAAGGCGUGUUCAGACGUCGAAAGUUAGUUGGCGAAAAUAAUGUUGUGACGUGAAUAGUUUCAUAGCGAAAGUUAGUUUGAAAACUGUCUUUAAGAGAUGGUUUUUGUAAGUAAAUCUUGUAGUUACGAACAUUGUAAUGUAAUUUACUCUAUAUAUUUCUGUAGUAGUAAUUCCCUAUGGUAGCUAAAUUUCGUAGUAAAAUUAUUGUCACAACAGCGGAAAUCGACCACUGCAAUCUCUCCGUCUGAACAAGCCAGAAUCACUGUGACAAAUCAUAGUCUUUAUAUAAUAUUUUUUCAUUAUCGCAGCCAUAAAACGUGUUAACUAAAACGUAGCGGACAAGCCAAACAGAUUUCAACCUUAUACGGAAUAUAUAAAGUCUAUUUUUCAAUGUCUAGCUAAAUAUAUGAAUAAAAUGUUUGUAUGUACAUUUAAUCGGUCGUAAAUAACGCAUGUUUAAACUUCGAGUGUAAAGGUAUAAUAAUUCUGUAACUAAAACUAUGUGGAAUUGAAAAGCGGCCUAAAGUAAAUUAGGUAUUCGAAGUAAAAUAGUGACCCUAAUUAUAAAGAAUUAUGCUCUAAGAUCGAUAGAGUAUUUAUUUUAAAAAUACUAAUUUCUCUAUCUGACUGUUCGGGUCUCAAAACAUGCGUUAUAGACUUUUACAUGUGCUAAAUAAACAGAUAUGUAGCCAAAUUAAAUGCUCAGAAUUAUAUGUAUAAGGUAACAAAGAGUUGGGUACAAAAUUGUGUUAGGUACGAGGCUUUUAGUCCAGGAGCCAGUGUUGCAAUAUAUGAAAGAAUAUUACUAAAAUAGUAAUAUUUACUAAACAAAAAGUAUCACUUUCUCUUUAGCUGGUAUAAAUAGAAGUGCAGAGUAUUUUUAUACAUAGCUUGUUACAAAUAAAUGUGAAAAUUAAUUGACUAAGCUCCUGGCCUAAUUUUGCCGGCGUGUGUCACGUUGAGCGAUAAAUGAAACAUUUUAUUUAUGACAAUAUUUAAUGUUAUUUAACAAUUUCUAUACACAUUCUUGAUAUUUCCUUACUUCUAUGUAUGUUUACAUCUUAUAAGGCAAUUAUUUUCAAAGAAAAUUGCACUAUUUAUAUAGCUUGUAGUACAUAUCUUAUACAUCAUUGAAUUGGCUAUACAUAAAAUUACAAUCUUGAUUUUUUCAGUAAACUAUUAACAAUCUUUCUAUCCAACAAUAUUUAGUUUUUCUUUCUUCAGCUCAUUUUCAAGAUGGCGGCGUUUCCCGCUCAACAUGACACCCGCCAUAUAUUUACGUGAAGCGUAAGGAUUGUAACUCAAUAUUUGAGAAAGUUCCCUAGUGACGACAUUUGAUAGUUCAACUAACAGAUUGCACAUAUUUUUCCGUACAUAAUAAUAUAUUGUAUGUAUGUAUUUUAUAUAAGUGUAACUAGAUGUAAAAUAGCAAGGAAUUGACGUGUUUUGAACUGAGAAUAUAAAUGCUUGAGGAAAGAGUACAUAAUGAGUAGAUAAAGUAUAUCUUUUGUCUCUCUUGUGACCUAUGACGUCAUCGUUCAUGUUACAGGCAUCUGACAUUUUGAGUACAUACCGUAUAAAUAACUUACUGAAAUCUAUUUUAAAACUAUUUUGUAGUGAAAUUAGUUGUAUUAUAACGCGUGUUAGUGAUAUGUAAAUGGAUUUAUUAUAAGUAUUUACUAACAUUUAAGAUUAUCAGAGAAUCUUCGAGAACAUUGAACUGUACUAUGUGGUACAGAUGCUGUUUCUAACUAUUCUUACAAAAUUAAUUAAAAAUAAUCACUUUAUACGUAUUUUCUCCUUAUUGAAACCAAACCAACCUUCAUAGUAAUACAAACAACGUUAGUAUCCAAAUACUUAUCGAUAAGCUACCAGACAUUACGGCAACGCAUAGUAAACCUUAUACCAUCUGAAUAAAGUUCAUAUUUAAUUGACAUAGCAGUAAUUAUCGUCAAAAUCAAUUAUUUUUCAAUUAAUGUUAGGUGGGAUUGAUAUCUGAUUGUAGCCGGUAGGUGGCGCUGCAGCGUUACGUAAUAGAGUUUUUAAAUCUAGCGAAUUGUAGGACAUUCUAAUGAGCGAAAUUGCUUUUUAACAAUAUUGCAAAUUAUAGCGAAGUGGCUACAUGUGACGAAUCUGGUGGGUCUUAAAAGAACUUAUUAUAAUUAUCCAUUAGCAAGAAAUUCAAUUUGAGUUAUCAAUUUGAUCCUUAUACCCUUUGUCGUACAACUCAUUUCAUUUUCACAAAAAACCUAAAUUGUAAAAAUAUUAAUUCUAGAAGUCAUCUUAGAGAAAAAUAGUUCUAUUAACAGAUUCAAAAAAUAUUAUUACCGCAGAAAAGUUUAUUUUUGAUAAAUCAUCUAAAACAAGAAAAAAAAAACUUUAAACAGCUUUAAUAUUUUUUGUAAAUGCAUCGCAUAUCGCCUUCGCAAGUAAUUUUCGGAAUUGAAAUAACAAUAUCAUGUAUGAAUUAAAUUAUUUUAAUAAAACUGCAUUUGCUACAGGGAUUUUGUAUUUAUUUUCAGUUUAUAGCACAAUUUUACAUAAUUGUAGAAAUAGAUCUGAUUUCUUAUAUGUAUUUCUAUGAUUUUUUAUUUUAUUUUGUACCAUUAUUUCUAGAUAUGAAAAACAUCAGCUAAAAUAUGCUAAAACUCUUUCUUGAAGUUGGAUCAAGAACUUGACUACAUUUCAAGUUGAUUAAGUAAAUGCUAAUAUUUAGUUAUUAAAAUUAGUUUUGUGAUGUCUUAUCGAUAACUAUUGUAAUUUAGACGAUUCAUUUCUAAUCGAUAUGAAAAUAAUAUCGAUUCAUUCGUAAUUUUUAAGUAAUGGAAUUCUUUAGUGUUGUGAAUGAGCAAUUUAUUUUUAGUUUGUAAGACAUACAAUAUUAAAUGAAUAUGUAUAAAAAGAUAAACAAAAAAAUAUCGAUUGUAAGCGCGAAGUUGAUCCUAUCGAAGAGUUAUUUAUUUAAGGAUUUCACGUUAAGAACAAUAAAAAUAAUGUUAGUAGAAUUUAUUGAACUAUUGAAAUAAAAAUCUAUGAUAACGGAUAAA
This is a messenger RNA of Helicoverpa armigera (cotton bollworm), 5956 nucleotides long. It is a transcript of the gene retm, whose product is annotated as protein real-time. Gene Ontology annotation, cellular component: cytoplasm. Bases 232 to 2256 code for a protein of 674 amino acids. The record is from RefSeq and is a predicted model, not a curated record. The transcript is spliced from 15 exons. NCBI's taxonomy places the organism in Eukaryota, Metazoa, Arthropoda, Insecta, Lepidoptera, Noctuidae.